Heterocephalus glaber (naked mole-rat) is the source of this 2058-nucleotide messenger RNA. RefSeq names its product potassium voltage-gated channel subfamily E regulatory subunit 3 (gene Kcne3). Gene Ontology annotation, biological process: membrane repolarization during action potential; negative regulation of delayed rectifier potassium channel activity; regulation of ventricular cardiac muscle cell membrane repolarization. Gene Ontology annotation, cellular component: membrane; voltage-gated potassium channel complex. The record is from RefSeq and is a predicted model, not a curated record. Lineage: Eukaryota; Metazoa; Chordata; Mammalia; Rodentia; Bathyergidae. Gene Ontology annotation, molecular function: transmembrane transporter binding; delayed rectifier potassium channel activity; voltage-gated potassium channel activity involved in ventricular cardiac muscle cell action potential repolarization.
ACCGGUUGGGGCCAAGGAGCGGGGCGGAGGCGCCAGAAGCCAGCCCAGAGAGAAGUGGGUGUGCUGAGACGGGCGGGGCCGGGGGAGGGGACGCCCCGGGCAGGGGAAAAGGGAGCCGACUCGGGUGGGGGCGCCAAGCUGCAAAGGGUGCAGGGCUGUGCUGGGCGCCGCGGAGUUCCAGAGACGGGCAGAGGGCAGAGAGGUGCAGUGCCCAAGCCACCCUCGAGCAGAGGGAGCAGCGUUCAGCGAGCAAACGGGAGCCCUCGGAGACGAGGUGCAGAGAAUCCUGCAAUUCUUCCCCCACCUCAAUUUUUGUGGCUAUGGAGACUACUAAUGGGACUGAGACCUGGUAUGAGAGCCUGCAUGCUGUGCUAAAGGCUCUAAAUGCCACACUUCACAACAACUUGCUCUGCCGGCCAGGACCGGAGCCAGAGCUAGGACCAGGGCUAGACAACCAGACUGAGGAGCAAAGGCCCAGCCUCCCUGGCCGUGAUGACAACUCCUACAUGUAUAUUCUCUUUGUCAUGUUCCUAUUUGCUGUCACUGUGGGAAGCCUCAUCCUGGGAUACACUCGUUCCCGAAAAGUGGACAAGCGUAGUGACCCUUAUCAUGUGUAUAUCAAGAACCGUGUUUCUAUGAUCUGAUGCAAGGUGGCCAGGGAUGGUAGAAGAUCAAGACACUUGAAGAUUGUCAGCUGGGGCCUCCAGAACUCUCCUAUGGACACAACAGACCUCAGGUUCUCUAAGAUCAACAAGAAACAGUGUGUUAAGAGAGGUCAUCGUUUGGGUGAGAUGGGUGGAGCUGGCAGACCUGGACCUGGUGGAUAAGGCUUUUUACAGGCAAAGACAGACUUUAUAAACAGUGGGAGUCCAUGAACAAACAUAUAGAAGUAUGACAAGAUAAUAUCCAAUGACUGGUACAGUGGUUGUGGUACUGGUAGCUGGAGGUUGAAGGAAGAGAAGGGUGAGUUGUAGCAGAGGGAAAUGAAACAGGAAGAUGCUCUAGGGACACUUUUUUUUUUUUAACUUCAACAACCAUGAGAUCAUCCCAUAUCACAGAUAGGAAAUCUGAAUAAUAUUAGUUAUUUUAAUUCACAUUUUACAUUUUACAAACAUAUUUCACAGUUGUGAUUUUACUUUCCCUUCAAAGAAAGUAGAGCAAGUGCCAUGGGCCCCAUUUGGGCCAGAGUGGUGCUAUGAUUAGAACUCAAGAGGUCUGGUCUCCUUGUCCAGAACUUCUCAAAACUCAGAGCCACAAAGGUAUGAAUCCAGAUCUGAAGCCUACACAAUUCUAGGAAUUCUUUUUAAGAAAAAGAAUUCAUAAUUAUCUUGCUUUUUCAAAUAUUACAAAAAUGUAUCUUCAUUUAAAAUGUGGCAAGGGCUCGUCCUAGAACUUUAAGAAGGAGCCUGUAUAAGUGCAGGACCCUGAAUGUUAAGUCUUAUUAACUCUGUGGCCUAUGUGUCUCUUGAGCCACGGCAUAGUGCCCUUCUCAGCCACAUCUGCAGUCAUGAGGUUUUCACUACCUCUGAAGCAGCAUUUUCUACUUUGAUUGAAUUCUGUGAGAAGUUGAGAAGAUUAUUGCCAUAUCUAGGUGAUCAUCAUAUUAAAAGAUACAGAGUGUGAUAGGCAAGGUACAUGGUUCAGUAGGAGAACCAGCCCCGACUCUGGCACUAAUGUGGUGUAUAACCUCAGGCUGGACACCUCUCUGGUUCUUUUUCUUAUUUACACAAUGAAAUAAUUAGACUUGGAAGUCUUCAAGGGAGCCUAUCAGUUCUGACCUUCAUAUACAUUAGCUUGAACCAUAUAAAACCGCUGUGUUUGUAGGUCCAAGAUAACGGAAUAGUUUCACGUGGUUCAAUCUAAUUCAUGCAGUGUGAGAGUAAAUUCGUUACGAGUCAUUUCCCCAAAUCCCAGACAGGAACCACCCACUGUUUCAUUUGUCUGAUUUCAUUUUACGAGAUCUCUAUGUUGUCCCCAGCAGGCCUCAUUGUAACAUACAUAUUUGUUGUAUAUAGCAAAACUUUGAAAGAAUAUUUUAUAGCAGUUAUCUCUGUGGAA